AUGGAGUCUAGUCCUUCUAAUCUUGUACAACUAUAUCAACAAAAUACGCAUCGUUCACAAUCGGCAGAUUUUCUUAGGGUUGCACAAAUCGGAUUUAUCCAUCUUGAUUGGUACCCCAUUACUGCUCUAGUCGAGCGUUGGAGACCAGAAACCCACAUAUUUCACUUGCCUUGUGGGGAAUGUACAAUCACGCUGCAGGAUGUUGCCAUACAGUUUGGGUUACGAGUGGACGGGCAACCAUUGACAGGUUCACUACAAUAUGAUUGGAAGAAUAUUUGUGAAGAGCUAUUAGGCGUUCUACCAGAUGAUCUGAAAGGCUCAAGAUCGAGUAUCCUCUGGUUGGCUUCCCAGUUUCCAGAAUUACCUCCCGAUGCCGACGACAUCAACGUACGUAGGUAUGCACGAGCAUACAUUAUGCAGCUUAUUGGAGGAUUUUUGUUCGCUGACAAGUCAAAUAAUCUUCUCUCAUGUUCCUCCUGCUACUGUCUUGAUUUCGAGCAUGCUGGUACGUACUCGUGGGGUGGUGCAUAUCUUGCAUGGUUAUAUAGAGAACUUUGUCGAGCUAUCAAUGCACAACCGUUGGAAAUAACACUACUACAGUUAUGGGCUUAUGAUAGAUUUCCAAUUGUAGCACUACAAGUCUAG
Benincasa hispida (wax gourd) is the source of this 645-nucleotide messenger RNA. Its product is annotated as serine/threonine-protein phosphatase 7 long form homolog. The record is from RefSeq and is a predicted model, not a curated record. NCBI's taxonomy places the organism in Eukaryota, Viridiplantae, Streptophyta, Magnoliopsida, Cucurbitales, Cucurbitaceae. Gene Ontology annotation, biological process: meristem development; meristem maintenance.